AUGGCUUCACCUGUUGCUUCUGCCGCCCUCAAGGCGCGCGUUCGCAAUCCCGCUAUGCUCAAGAAGCUUGCGCGACCUGAGGAUCUGAUGCACCACUUUCCCAAUGGCUCUUAUAUCGGCUGGUCUGGCUUUACAGCUGUUGGAUACCCCAAGAAGGUUCCCGCUGCUAUGGCCGACUACGUCGAGCAGAACAACCUCCAGAGCAAGAUGAAGUACUCCCUGUUCGUUGGUGCCUCGGCCGGUUCCGAGACUGAGAACCGAUGGGCUGCUCUCGACAUGAUCAACCGACGAAGCCCUCACCAGGUUGGCAAGGACAUCGCCAAGGGAAUCAACUCUGGACGAAUCAACUUUUUCGACAAGCAUUUGUCCAUGUUCCCCUCUGAUCUUGUCUAUGGCUUCUACACCAAGGAUCGAUCAAACAGCAACCUUGAUGUCACCGUCGUUGAAGCGACAGACAUUCUCGAGGAUGGCAGCUUUGUUCCCGGUGCCUCUGUUGGUGCUACUCCCGAGUUGAUCCAGAUGGCCGACAAGAUCAUCAUCGAGGUCAACACCGCCAUCCCCUCUUUCAAGGGUCUCCACGACAUUACCUUCACCGACGUCCCUCCCCACCGCACUCCCUACAACAUCACCGCUGUCGAGGACCGCAUUGGUUCCCCCUCAGUCAAGGUCGACCCCUCAAAGGUCGUCGCUAUCGUCGAGUCCGAUUACUGGGAUGCCACCGGCCCCAACGCCGAUGCCGACGAGUCGUCUCGCCAGAUCGCCGGCCACCUGAUUGAGUUCUUCGAGCACGAGGUUGCCCAGGGUCGCAUGCCCGCCAACCUUCUGCCUCUUCAGUCCGGUAUCGGCAACGUCGCCAACGCUAUUGUCGGCGGUCUCAACGAGUCCAAGUUCAAGAACCUCAAGGUCUGGACAGAGGUCAUCCAGGAUACUUUCCUCGAUCUUUUCGACUCUGGAAAGCUCGACUACGCUACUGCCACGUCCAUCCGCUUCUCCCCCGAUGGCUUCAAGCGCUUCUACGAUAACUGGGAUGCCUACGCCGACAAGAUCCUCCUCCGAAGCCAGGCUGUCUCCAACGCUCCCGAGAUCAUCAAGCGUCUUGGUGUCAUUGGCAUGAACACCCCCGUCGAGGUCGACAUUUUCGCCCACGCCAACUCCACCUGCGUUAGCGGAACACGCAUGCUCAACGGUCUCGGCGGCUCAGCCGAUUUCCUCCGCAACUCCAAGUACUCCAUCAUGCACACACCAUCCAGCCGACCCUCCAAGACCGAUCCUCACGGUGUGUCCUGCAUUGUCCCCAUGGUGACACACGUCGACCAGACUGAGCACGAUCUCGACGUUAUCGUCACCGAGCAAGGUCUCGCUGAUGUGCGCGGUUUGUCACCACGUGAGCGCGCCCGUGUCAUCAUCAACAAGUGCGCGCACCCCAAGUACCAGCCCAUCCUGAGCCACUACUUCGACAAGGCUGAGUCAGAGGGUCUGAAGAAGGGUAUGGGCCACGAGCCUCACCUUCUCUUCAACGCUUUCGACCUGCACAAGGCUCUGGCUGAGGAGGGUAGCAUGCUCAAGGUCAAGCCUUGGUAA
Fusarium mangiferae is the source of this 1581-nucleotide messenger RNA. RefSeq names its product putative acetyl-CoA hydrolase. Gene Ontology annotation, molecular function: acetyl-CoA hydrolase activity; acetate CoA-transferase activity. Gene Ontology annotation, cellular component: mitochondrion. The transcript is spliced from 4 exons. Gene Ontology annotation, biological process: acetate metabolic process. NCBI's taxonomy places the organism in Eukaryota, Fungi, Ascomycota, Sordariomycetes, Hypocreales, Nectriaceae. The record is from RefSeq and is a predicted model, not a curated record. Bases 1 to 1581 code for a protein of 526 amino acids.